This is a messenger RNA of Nomia melanderi (Alkali bee), 5467 nucleotides long. It is a transcript of the gene EloA, whose product is annotated as transcription elongation factor elongin A. Gene Ontology annotation, biological process: transcription elongation by RNA polymerase II. NCBI's taxonomy places the organism in Eukaryota, Metazoa, Arthropoda, Insecta, Hymenoptera, Halictidae. Gene Ontology annotation, cellular component: elongin complex; nucleus. The record is from RefSeq and is a predicted model, not a curated record.
ACUAGUAUAUUUAACUAGUUAAAAGUGAACUUCCUGAGAAUUUCCAGGUGGUUUCCUUGUAACAGUGCUUCUAUGAUAUUUUAAUUUUGGUUGAUGAUAGUACUUAUUGUUGAGGAGUCAAAUUUAUUGUUUUCUCAAUAGGAUUUUAGUACUUUUAUAUUAAUAUCUUUAUAUCUUUAUAAGAUAUAUAAUUCGAAGAUGGUGUAUAUAUAUAAUAUUAAACUGUUAAAAAGAAUCAUAGGUCUUUUUUAGUUUAUAUCAUAUAAAAUAAUAUUUUAUACAUCUUUAUCUGAUUAUGGGUGUAAAUCAAUUAAUAAUAUUUACUGUGUGGCAAAUAAAAGUAAAUAUCUACCGCAAUUAAAAGUACUUUUUUCAUUCGUUGUCGUAUCCAUCUGUCCAUAAAUACAAGACAACAGCAGUUAGCAGCUGGCAACCGCAAUAAUGUCUGUUGUGGACAAAAUUAAGCAUUAUCAGCGAAGUAUUGAAAAAUGCGAUGAUAAUGGAGAUAGAAUGUUACAUUGUAUUUCAAAAUUAUCCAAUUUGCCUGUGACGGUACAACAUCUUCAGGAAACUGGCGUUGGACGAACAGUAAAUGCUUUGAGAAAAUAUGAAAAUGGUGUAGGAGAUGCUGCUAAAGCAUUAGUUGCAAAAUGGAAAGCAAUGGUUGCUAGUGAAGAAACUAGCGAAGGUGAAGAUGAGGAUGAAGCAUGUGUCCCUGAUGCACCUGAAAGUUACAGUGACGGUCAUGAAUCUCCUCAGUCUGAAGAAAAUUUUGAAAGACAUAAAACCAAGGAAAGUGAAAAACAUUUACACAGGCAUAAAGUGGAAAAAGUUGAAGCUUUAAAUACAUCACAUAAUAAACAUGCUUCUAAACAAGAAUCUAAACAAAGAUCUGACAAAACUCAAGUAAAACGUAACAGUGAUGCAGUUAAAAGUUCUAGCAGUGAAUCAGAAAAGCAAAAGAAGUAUGAUAAAGAUAAACAUAGUCAUAAACAUCAGUCACGAAAUGAAAAAGAUUCUUUAAAAGAUAAUAAAAGUGCCUCCAAGAAAGAUGAAAUCCAUGGGUCUAAACAUCACAGUCAAGCUAAGCCUGAAAACUCAGAAAAAUGCUCUAACAAAUCUACUGAUAACAACAGUUUACAUAAAAGUAAUGAAGAAAAUUAUAAGAAACGGAAAAGUGAAAAUUCCAGUAGUAUAAGAAAGGAAAAUAAACGAAGAAAAAAUUCAGAGAGUGAAAAUGAUGAAGUUAAAAUUCAAACACCUACUACUUCUGAGAAGCAUAACAGUCAUAGUGCAUCUAGUACAAUUAAAAUAAAAGAAGAGCCCAAAAAUAAAGAAGGUACAAAUAAGAAUGAGACUAAGCACGAGAAAAAAGAUUCCCAAGAAAAAUUAAAAGCAAGCUCUAGUAAACAGAAAAGUGAAUCAACAAGUAGCAAGUUGAAAGAUAAUGGAGAGAAAAAUAAAUAUAAAAAUGAUAAUCAAACAAGUCAUAAUAAAGAUGAGUCCAAAAAAAUUGAUAGUCAUCAUUCCAAUAAAGAUUCUUCAGAGUCAAAGCAUCGUAAUAGUUCCUCUAGUGAUAAGCAUUGUGAUAAAAGUAAAGAUAAAAGUAAAAAGAAAGAUCAUAAAGAAGAAAAAAGUAACAGCAAAAGUAGUAAAGAUUUAAAGCAUGUCAAGGUUGGGUCAAAGGAAUCAAAAGAAUUAGUUAAAAUUAAGCAAGAAAUUAAUGGAGGCGAAGGAAUAGAUUGCAAUUCUGGUGCUAGUUUUGCUGAGGCACUUGGUAUGUGUACAAUAGCUCAGCCAUCUAGGAAGCGUAUUAACAAUUCUGCAAGCACAAGUUCCACAAAAACGGUUAAAGUAGAUCCACCAACUACACCUACUAAAAAGCCAGUAGUGAAAACUGAACCAAUAAAUACUGACCCUUUACAACCACCUCCUCUUUUAUCAUCAAAUGUGAAACUGGAACCAUUAAGUGUAGAUUUGGCAUCUACACUACCCGAAAUUAGUCCAAAUUAUAAACCACUGCCGUAUGUUAAUCCUGUUCUUCGUAAAGAGGAAGAUAAAUUACUUACAGACGUAAUAUGUGUUAAAAAUCAAAGGACGAAAGUAUAUUCAGGAAAUAAAUCCGGCUAUUUAACUGUACCAUCUCUAUUUGAAAUGUGUAUACAAGUACUAAUAGAAAAUAUUGAUGCACUUGAAUUUACUGGUGGAGUGCCUUUUGAUAUCAUAAAACCUGUGUUAGAGCGUGCAACACCAGAUCAACUGUUCAUGUUAGAACAUUAUAAUCCUUAUUUAAUCGAAGAUACUGAUCGUUUGUGGGAGUUCCACUGUAAUCGUCAGUUUAGAAACAAAGAAAGAGAAGAGAUGGAAACAUGGCGUGAGAUGUACAUGCGCUGUUUGGAUGAGAGAGAAGCAAAGCUAAAAACGCUCACGGCUAAUAUAAAACAAUCAAUUGAUAAAUCUCUCCCUGUAAGAUCUACAAAACUUGCAUAUGUAGAUAACGUUGUCAAACCUCCGAGGAAUGUAUUGAAAAAACAAGCUAAAUAUGGAACUGCAAAUUCUGUACCCAGCACUACAUCUAGUUUAAAGAACAAAUUAAUUAGUGGCGGAGGCCCUACAUCUGCAACAAAUAUAUCUGUCCCACCACCACCUAUAUCUCGUGCAAAAACAUCUUCUGGUAGUAUGAAGAAAACAAAAGCACCUCUAAUGGCAAAAGCUCUACAAUUAAUAAAAGGACGUUAUAAGCGGUAGUUUCUACAAUUUUUAUUAACAAUUGAUUAUUUAAGUAAAUUAUGUAUCAAUUUAUAAUGCAUUUUGCGUUUAUGCACAUGUAUCAUAAUGAUAUCAGUCAUAUCAGUUUGUACGUUUGGUUACUUCGUUAACUGACAAAAGUGUGUACUUUGAACAAAAUGUAUUAAAAAGUAUACCUACUGCAUAGGUACUCCAAGAGUUUAACCAUUUGAUCAUAUAUAUAACGACAGUAUGUGAAAAUAAUUGUGCAGUGCUUUUAAAUCUAUUAUAAAUGUAAUCGGAUUCAUAAAUUGUACAGGUAAGGAAAUCAGAAUUUUUUGAUAAUUAAGGGGUUCAGGGAAUGAUGGUGUCAUUUUACAAAUGUGAGAUUUGAUUUAAUUAAAUCAAGUUUAAAGUAUUUCUGUAACAAAUAUAACUUAUGUAACAUACAUUUCGCAUCCUCUUUGUAUUUUUUUAUUCUAUGAUAUAAUAUAAAACAAUAAAAUAAGGAGUAUAUGAAUGAACAUCAUGUAUCACUUUCAGUUAUAAUAAUAAUUGAAUUCUAAAAAUGUUAUACAAUGCUUUCAUUCUCUGAACUCUUCAAGUUAUACAUGAGUUUGAAGAAUUAAAAAGAAAUAUGUGAUGAAUUGUGACAUUCUGUAUUCAAAAAAGUGAUAACAGGCUUAAUAAUUUAAAUUCCCCAGAAAUAAAACUUAAAUCAAAUUCAACUGACAACUAUAAAAUACACGUGAUCACUGUGCUACAUUAUAUUUUGUUUGGUAAUGUUUGUUAAUGUAAAAAAGUACCUAUUUAUACACAAUUUCUAGUUGUGUAUAUGUUAAAUAUAACCCAUUUGUUGCUGUGUCUCAUAAGAUUACUGUUGUAAAUAUUUAUUUAUGAAGAAGUAUAAAACAGAAGAAUAACAGAAUAAAUACCUUAUAACCAGAAGAGAAUAAAUGUGAACCAUUGAUGAUAUUGAGCAUUAUAAAUCUACAUAAAGAUGGAACAUGUUAAUAAAACAUAUAAUUAUACAUUGAAGAAUACUUUCUUAAUUGUAAUGAAAAUCAAUUAGGAUUGAUAAUGUUUAGAAAAUUAUAAUGUUAAAUUAUUUUAGUAUCUAGAAAUAAGCUGCAUUCAAAAAGUUUUCAGAGGGUUCCUUAGCGGAUCACACAUCUGAGAAUUUGUGGUCAUAAUUUAAAGAUAUUAAAAAUGAUUUAAAGAUGUAGGUGGACAAAUAUACAAGUAAUAAAAAGUAAAAAUAUUAAUAUUUUUGUAAGAUUUUCUUUGAGUAACAGAUCAUAAUUAAGUGAUUGUGUAAAAUUAAUGUUAUUUUUAUCCGUAAUAUGCAUAAUUUAUUCGGAAUUUAUAAUGGAAUAUAUAAGUUUAAUGUAGACUUUGAUUUUUUAAAACAUAUUUCGUGUUGAAAAUAAGUAACCUGUCAGCUUCAAUCAUAAAUAUAUGAUUUAACAUGUUGACUGCUAAACCAAACAUUUUAUAUAAGAUGUUACUUGUAUGAUUACCGGCAUAUAUAAAAAGGAAUUUAAUCAUAUUUAUGAUAUUAAUCAAUAUUAUUUUGCAAAAUGGAAGUAUUUUAAACGGGUAAUAUUUCUAUUCAAUUAUCAUUUUCCAAACGUAAAACAAAUAAUAGAUGAUAUUUGGAGCAUUAUUACUUCAUGCAAUAGGGUAAUUUAAUUACUUACCAGUGAAUAUGAAUAUGUACUUGAAUAAUUAAAGCAUCAUUUCAAAUUAUAUAAGUUCGGUCGGUUUUUAUACAUUUCCUUAUACAUUUCUGUAUAGCUGACAUUAUAGCAUGUGUAGUGCCGGCUUUGAACAGGGUUUUAUUAUUAGGGUUUUGUUGAAAUCUGCGAGAUAUGGUAAAGAAUAUAUUUCUUUAUGCAUAGCACGUUUAAAGUAAUUGUACGUAUAUAUUUUAAUAUAAAACUUGAUUUUUUAUAUAAGUUUAAGUAUAAUUAUAUAUAUCUUUUCCAUAUAAAAACUCAAGUUUGCAGCUUAGCUAUAUUGAAAUGACCGUUAGAGGUAUAUAUUACAAUCAACAUGUUAAAUAAUCAUUUGGAAUGUGUUUUAGUAGAGAUAGUAUAUUUGGAGAAAUUUAAUAUGAUUUUUUUUAUUGAAAGAAUGAAUAUAGUUGAAUAUAUUCUACGCCGUUUUAUUUACGAAAAUUCUAACUAUUGAAUUGCAGUAUACCUAUAAUAAUGUACAUAUAUACGCAGUAUAUUACAGUGAUAACAAUUUUAUCGCAUACAGUACUGUUUUAUUUAUUGUGUAAUCCAUAAUUGUGUAUCAAAUAAGUAUCAAAUUCCAUUUUAUAAAUGAAACAAAAAUAGUUUUUUGAUUUCAUCUAUUUAAUACCGAAUAAAUUUGGAUACAUUCCCGGAAUGUAAAACAAUUAAAGAAGAUAAAAAAGUAUGUCACAAAUAAUUUUAUAUUUGUUGUAUGUAAUAAACUGUGGAUGUUUAUGCAAAUGUCCAAUUUUAGAUAUUAAUUUAUAAAAAGGAUAAUUAGUCAGAACUUUAUUUGCUAUAUGACGGGUUUUAUUGUAUUUAUAAUAUACAUAUAUACAAUGCUAAACUCCAUUACAAUUUUUACUUUAUUACGUUUUACCGUCUAAGGAACAUUGUAAAUGCAUAAACAUCCGCAGUAUAGAAAUAAGCUAAUAUUGCAAAAAAAGACAUAUGUAUAUUGUAAUUAAAAAAAAUUAAAAAAGCAGCUGAAAACUAAA